UAAAUAAGAAGUAAGAAGGACGAAGUGCGCUUGCGCUAUUAUUUUAGCCUCACUAAUAUGUAGCAACCAGAUCCGAAUGAAGUUUUAUGUUAGUGAACAGAAUUGACAUCAGCAGGGAACGCCAGCCGUGGCUUGACGUGUCACUGCCAAGAGCCGUCUUUAUUUUCAUGUCUUACUAUUGCAAGCUCCCCUGUUUUGUUCACCGCACAAAGGAGUACGCUGCAGGGUCUUGCGACAACGUGAGCGCAAGAGUCUGAGAGUGCUUGUUCUGUGCAUGCGCCCUGGCGACUCACCAAUUUCUUGGGUCCCCAAUUUUAAAACUCUCCAAUGAUUCGCCGGAGUUGGGAUAUGCGCCUCCGGCUUGUGCCUUGACAUACAAUGCGUGGUCAACUAUGCUUGCGCGAUUAUCUCUUGAAGAGGAGUUUUGUGCCUCUUGUGCUUUCAACGCAAAGUUUGCGCUGAAGCUAUAGACCACAGGGAGGUCACUUUGCUCGCUGCUGCGGCUGCGUUUGAGAAAGGAGUGAGCUUCUGGCUAGAAGAGCCACAGUAGGGGCUACUUGAAGUAAGAACUAUGACAGUUCGCGCUCGUCCUAGGUUCACCUUCAUAUCAUCUUAAUAUGGCUCUUGACAUUGAGAAUACGAAGAUGCAACUCAGUACGCCACAGUUGAUGGAAUUGAUGAAGACCAGGCAUCGAGUCGGCUACCACAUCUACUACCAGGCCGACGGUACGCCGACGACCGACGGAUAUCUAUUCUCAUUGCCAAGUCAUCCCACUGAAGGCUAUGCGGAGGUCGCAGUGGUCGUAGAAGUUACUGCAGGGUACAAAACGUUCGAGUUCGGAUAUGAUUACGACGAAGGAAAAAAUCACAUGCACUACAUAUGCCGUCACAGUGCGGGGACCAGCGAGGCCUUGGCGACAAGGCAGUACAACCAAAAGGACCUGCCUCUUCCAACAGCCGUUGCCAAAGUGAAUGUCCUUCCUGGCGUACACGUAUUCCGAAUGAGGAUUGAUAAUGACACUCAAGACGUACAGCUUUACGUCGACCAGGACGCCCUAUUCGGAAAAGCAGUUCCUAAUAUCGAAUUUGCUAACCAAAUCAAGGUCAAGACUGAGAAAGGGAGAGUCUUUGAGGCCCACUACGUGGCUAAUAAUGGCUCCGACAUUUUUGAUAAUAGCGCAGGCGAUGAUCCUCGCCAGGCACCGAGGCUUUCUCCAGGCUGCUAUGUGGAAGUGAGCGGACAGGUAAUCCCUGGUUUGCCUCGCACAUACUUUCUGAUUAGUGAAUUAAGCAAGUACGAACAAGGUAAAAAUAUGGAAAAUACGCAAGUGAAGUUCCUCGUACCUUUGCCUGGGAAUACUGAAUCUUUCGUUUACUACGUAAAGUUCUUCGAAAAACAUCUGAUCGUGGACGCAGGAGCAGGAAUAAAAGUUUACAAGCAUAACUUCAAAGCUCCUGCCCGGUACUACCCAAUGUCUCUGUGGACUGAAAACGUUACAAUUGUUUGCAACAACUAUGUUCAUUUGUGGAAUAUGAGCAAGGCAUCUCCAUAGUGCUGCUUUCCUCACAAAUUCUUCAGUCUGCAAUAUCAUACAAUAAAACUUUGCCCAAUUUG
Molecule: messenger RNA, 1615 nt
Organism: Rhipicephalus sanguineus (brown dog tick)
Lineage: Eukaryota; Metazoa; Arthropoda; Arachnida; Ixodida; Ixodidae
Exons: 8
Coding region: 618-1553 (311 amino acids)
Source: RefSeq, a predicted model, not a curated record